AUGGAAGCAAAGGCGGCGGAGCUCCUGGCGGCCUUCAACAACCCAAAUCUUUCCGUCGAUGCCAAGGUCGCCCACCUUACGGCCAUCAAAUCCGAUAUCAAGCAGAAAAAUGUCCCCGAGGGCGCUAUUCCAACCAUUUUCGACACUCUGCGACUCGCUCUAACCUCCCAACACUAUUCAGUCCUCGGCGCAGGCUUCUCUACGCUAGGCCACUUCUUGAAGCGGCUAUCGAUUCAAGAUCAGCAGCAAUGGAUUGUGAGCCAGGCGAGGAACUUCUAUCCCGUCCUGAUGGAACGACUCGGCGAUCAUAAAGAACGUGUACGAGCGCAGGCCGCAUCGAUAUUUACUGAGAUCUGGUCUGUGGCGAGCAACGAGAUGACAAAGAACCACGGUCUGUUGUUCCGCCAAUAUGUCCCUUCUCUGGUUGCAUGCUUGGAGGAUGCAGACAGCGCUGUUCGAGACACAGCAAGAUUAGUUGUGGUUGAAUUGUUCCGGAACGCCCCCGCACGAGCCAAGUCUGAUCUACAGAAGCAGCUGGUUGCUCGAGGCGUGCGCAAAUCCAUCGCGAGCGCUAUUAUUUCUGGCAUCGGACUCGGCGACUCAGAGCCUGUCAGCUCCAAUCGGCCCAUUUCUCGUGCUGAACGCCCUAUCUCGGUGAUGUCUUCACGUUCGCACGCCAGGGAACUAGUCGAUGAUGAGUUAGAGCCUACCAAAAGCCAACCAGGAUCUUCAAGAGGCCACAAUGACCGAUCUACACCUGCUCCCCAAGAAGCCCCAUUGAGGCCCAAGACCCCGGCGGAGCCGCCUGCUAUGCAGCAAAUAUCUCAAGAAGAUGACGGCAUCGAGCCCUUCCUUGUCUCAUCGGCCCGUGACAUUGACGAUACCGUGCGAGACAUGCUUCCCUGGUUCGAGGGCAAAGAAUCCGAAGACAAUUGGUUGAAACGUGAGAAGAACGUUAUCCUGUUCCGCAGACUCACUCGAGGUAACGGGCCUCACGACUUUCCUCAGAGCUACAUCCAGAGCGUCAAAACUCUCCUUGAUGGAAUCUUCCGUGUCGUGAAUUCCUUGCGAACGACUCUUUGCACCAACGGUUGUCUUCUGAUGCAAGAUAUUGCUCGGACUUGCGGCCCCAGACUUGACCCCAUGGUUGAGAUUAUCAUGCAGAAUUUGAUCAAGCUGUGUGGAGCCUUGAAGAAGAUUUCUGCCCAGAGUGGAAACGCCACCGUCGACGCUGUUCUUGGGAAUGUAACGUACAACAUUCGCCUUCUGCAACACGUCCACUGGGCCUCACAAGAUAAAAAUAUACAACUGCGUCUGUUCGCGGCAGGCUGGCUUUGCACUCUGAUUAAGCGCCAGGCCCAUCAAAAGAGCUCGGUUGAGCACGGCGGUGGCCUGGACCUUAUCGAGAAAUCCAUCAAGAAGGGCCUGGGAGAUGCCAAUCCUGGUGUACGAGAAGCUGUACGCAGCACUUUCUGGACGUUCUACGGUGUCUGGCCCGACCGAGCUAAUGCCAUCAUGGCGACUCUCGAUGCCAAAUCGCGCACACUGCUGGAAAAGGAUACCUCAAACCCCAAUGCCUCUAAGGCCUCUUCUACGCCGACAAAGAGUGCAGCUGGCCCAGGUGCUAGCCGCUCUGCCCUGAAAGAAGCCAUCGCAGCCCGCAAGAGGGCGAUGCCGCCUUCUCGCCCAGAGUCCGCACAGUCCGCAUUUAUAGAUUCAGAUCCUGCUCCUAGACCCUCUACUCGGAGUGUACCCACGGGAGCACCGCUUUCUUCCCUUUCAUCCGCACCCAUGCGGCCUGCUAUGAAACCCCGCCGGCCAGAGAUCAGUCGUCCGGCAACUGCGGACCCUUACGCUCGUCGGCCCGACUCGAGAGCAGCUCGAGCUACUAGUAAGCCGGUCAGCUCCCCGAGAUCAGUACGAGCCAAGGCAUCUACACCAUCAACUAAACCGAUUAAUGCCCCUCGCCUUCGGCCCCACGAUGCUGGACAAACGGGCACCACUAGAGGCAAGCCUAAGAAGCUUGACCUUUCAAAAUCAAAGUCUCAUGGGGACCUCAAUGCGGCGAGUCGUGCCCGUAGCGACUCUGCUGACAGCGUUGCGCAUCAGUCCUCCGUGCAUGCCUCCCAUGCCUCCCAUCUAAGCGGAUCUGAGGGUCGCCAUUCACCAGCGCCUAUUGUUCUGGAAAGUCCUCCACUUUCUGCAUCACAACCGAUACUUGCUAGCAGUCAACAAAUUAACCAUGGUAAUAUCACCCUGGAGCAUAUUGAAGAACCACAGUCUCUCUCCCUCGCAGAACCUAGCCCUGUGCGAGCCUAUCCGCGUGUCUCCGAAGCUGAAAGCGCAACUCCAUUGCGCCCUGCCCAUCCAGUCGCUGAAACUGAACCUACUCCUAAGGCCCAACCGGAAGAAAUGGUAAUAUACGAAGACCCUGCUACGCCGGUUGCAGCGGAGCCUACGACACCAAAGAUGUCUCCAAUCCAGCAUUUUACCCAUCAGAAGUCUCCUCGCCAGCCCGAUGACGAAGGGCUUGCAGAAGCCCCAGUGCCAGGUACCCCGGUCACCUUUGAGACCCCUCUCAAGAACCCUGUGCCGGAGCUGGCUCCUUACCAAGAACUCAACAAUGAUGGGGCUAAUGAGCCCCGUUUCCCGUCCCCCAAGAGGACACCACUUCGGGGAACUCCUUCUCCCACUAGAAAUCGUCCUCACCCCACGCCCUCUCAAAAUAUUCCCACUUUGGGUUCCACGUCAGCACCAAAGCAAGCUGUGGCAGAUACAUUUGAGAGCAAUGCCAAUAACGAGAAUGCCACUGCGCAUGUUAUGAAGGCGGCAGAGCUCACUGCGACGCCACGAUCCGCAGCUAAGCCUGGUGCACUCGAGGAGGUUCCCUUGAAUGAGUCUAUCUCACGUCUGCCUACGGAGGCAAGAAGCCGGUCCUUUGAACCUCCGGUCCAGCCAACAAGCGAGGAACCAGCAUUCCGUCGCAGUCGGAAAUGGGCAGAGCGGCACCGAAGCCCGAGCCCUCGAUCCAAGGAUCCUGCCAAUGCGAGGGAAAUGCUGAACAAGGCACUUAGCCGGAUCGCCUCCCACACCAUGGACAUCUCUGGAUAUAGAAAACUGCAGGGACUGUACCAGUACCACGGCGAGGAUAUUGUUUCUCGCGAAGAGGACUACUAUGCUAUGCUUGAGGCCCUGCUACGCGAGCUCGAGGCGGCACCUACUAGCCGCAAGGAUCACGAUGUUAAAACUCAGAUUCUGGCCACCAUCCGCUCAAUGCUUCUUCGAACCAGCGAGCUUUUCCACCGAUACGAUGUGGCCACAAUGGCUUCUCUGAUCCGAGCUCGCCGCCACUAUGAGUCCAGCUCGCACUUUGUAACCUGCUUGGAAGAGGUUGCCGAGCAAUUGGUUUCGCUGAUCUCACCGCAGACAGUUAUCGAAGGUGUGCUUCAAGGAAUGGAUCUGGAUGAGGCUACGAAGAGCGAGGAUUCCUAUCGGUCUAUUAUCAUGGGACUAGCUACUGUUCAUCAGGCACUGUCUCAAGGGCCCAUCGAGCUCUCGGACGAUAGCUUGGCCAGCGUCGGCACGGUGGUGAGCCAGCAACUGGGCCAUCCCCGACCUGGCGUGCGUAAGCAGGCCACUGAGCUGUGUACCCUGCUCAACCUCAAGUUCGGUCUCGACCGCGUACAGAAAGUCACCCCGCCCGCUGGUGAGGGCUCGCUCAAUCUGCUCACCUAUUUCAUGGCCCGCCGGUCCCAGUGA
This is a messenger RNA of Penicillium daleae, 3759 nucleotides long. RefSeq lists its product as uncharacterized. Gene Ontology annotation, molecular function: microtubule binding. The transcript is spliced from 4 exons. Bases 1 to 3759 code for a protein of 1252 amino acids. The record is from RefSeq and is a predicted model, not a curated record. Gene Ontology annotation, cellular component: spindle microtubule; mitotic spindle midzone; cytoplasmic microtubule. Lineage: Eukaryota; Fungi; Ascomycota; Eurotiomycetes; Eurotiales; Aspergillaceae. Gene Ontology annotation, biological process: mitotic spindle assembly; astral microtubule depolymerization.